CAGCUAAAAACCAAAUGAGAGCAGCUGCAUGAAUCACUCAGUCAUCCACACUACUAUACUAUACUAUACCCACCGUUUCAUCUUUCUCCCCCUAACUUCAAUUUCUUGGCCUCUCAUCUUCUGAUCUACCCCCUCGAUCGAGCAGCUCAACCUAGCUAACUCAUCGAUCAUAUCCAAACAUGGAACAAACAAGGUACUGGGUGUGGCCUAAACCAAAGCUCGAUUUGAGCUCUUCCUAUGGCGGCGAUUCCUGGGAAGAGCAAGCUUUUGCAGAGGACGCUGCCGGAGCGCUUGGAGGGUGCGUUUGGCCUCCCAGAUCUUAUACCUGCAACUUCUGCAGAAGAGAGUUCCGGUCCGCUCAAGCUCUGGGCGGCCACAUGAACGUCCAUAGAAGAGAUAGGGCAAGGUUGAAGCACUCUCCCCCGUCUCAUAAUGGAGAUUUAAGUGUUCCAACCACUAAUAAUCCCCGCCGGCCCCUUCUCACUCAAGCUUCUACCUUUCUGUACAAUCCCAGUUCUGAUCGUAGAAUUCUUGCGCCGAAUCUGGGGAGUGAAACCUGCUUUCAUCUCCGGGACGAUGAUGGUGUGAAUGGGGAGACGAAGAAGAAGAAGAAGAAUUAUUCAAGAAUUCUAGAAGAUUUGGAGAAGAACAUUAAUUGCGACGAGGACGAUGAGAGGCUAAGAAUGUCCAAGUCAAUUCGUUGUAGGGCUGAAGGAGAAUAUGACAUGGCUGACUUGUCCGGCAGCUUCCGCAAAAGGAGGAGGAUUGAUGAUAGCCUGUUUGGUUGUGAUCCAAAACCGUGUUUGGUUGAGAGAUGCGGCGGCGGCCUCCGUCGUCCCCAGCCCGAAAGGAUCCAUAGCUCCAUAGAACAAGAAUUGGAUCUGGAGCUAAGGCUUGGCAGUAGUCCUCCAAAGGUGAAAUGAAAACUGGUUAAUUUAUUUGGAAACACAGAUUAUAUUAUUUCUUGUUACCAUCUUCUUCUUCUUAGUUUAUCUCUCUGAUCUGAUCUCGAUCACUUUUACAACUUAACCUAAACAUGGAGGCUUUAAUUUAAUUUGCAGACUGUACGUGUGAGUGAGUGAGAGUUGCCAUUGUUGUACUUCUUUAGUAUAUAUGGGUGCAGGGUCUACCAACUACGAAACUGUAUCAUAUCAUCAUAAAAUUAAAGCUUCAAAUUAAUGCAUAUCUGAUCUUCUAUA
Ipomoea nil (Japanese morning glory) is the source of this 1199-nucleotide messenger RNA. Its product is annotated as probable transcriptional regulator RABBIT EARS. The transcript is spliced from 2 exons. Bases 180 to 923 code for a protein of 247 amino acids. Lineage: Eukaryota; Viridiplantae; Streptophyta; Magnoliopsida; Solanales; Convolvulaceae. The record is from RefSeq and is a predicted model, not a curated record.